This is a messenger RNA of Wallemia mellicola CBS 633.66, 1120 nucleotides long. RefSeq lists its product as hypothetical. Gene Ontology annotation, biological process: biosynthetic process. The transcript is spliced from 2 exons. NCBI's taxonomy places the organism in Eukaryota, Fungi, Basidiomycota, Wallemiomycetes, Wallemiales, Wallemiaceae. The coding region runs from base 146 to 1063 and encodes 305 amino acids. The record is from RefSeq and is a predicted model, not a curated record.
GUUUACUCUACUAACGAACAUGAUCGAUCUGGUUCAACAAUCACAAUGAUCUCCGAAAUGCGAAAACAAGGUUAAAAUAUCCACAAAUUCUUAUUUUCAGUUAUUUUAUUAUAUCCACUCUAUAUCAUCUUCACAUAUCUCCAUCAUGAGACCGUCAUCUCUCAGAUUAGCCGACUUCGUCAAAUCGGCGAGUUAUUGCAGGGAUACAGUCAGAAAAUUAGACUAUCCUGCUCACUUAUGCGGUUAUUUCUAUCCAAAGUACGCUUUAGAUGACUAUUACGCACUCAAAGCAUGGAAUAUCGAGUUAGCAACGAUAAAAGACAGUUCAUCUAAGGACUUCAUAGCCACUCUUAGGCUUCAAUUCUGGAAAGAUACCAUCAACAAUGUCUAUAAGGGCAAAAUAACAAACGAACCAGUAGCCACAGCGCUAUUCGACUCUGUUCAAAAGUUUGAACUCCCUAGACAGUCUUUUAUGAACGUUAUAGAAGGCAGAGAACGUGAAUUGAGCCUGGAGACUCCGAGAGAUUUGCAAAGUUUAGGUACAGUAUUGGAGCUCACACAAUCAUCAUUAUUACAUCUUCAACUCGAGCUGUUACUCCCUCAAUUAACAGAAAUUGAUCCACUUGAGAAGGAAAAUUAUCAGCUUGCGUUAAGCCACAUAGGGAAGAGUAUCGGCUUGGCCACCCUACUACGUGCUCUCCCUUAUCAUGCGGCAAAGGGUCGACUAGUCAUACCAUCGGAUAUAAACGCUAAUCAUGGUGUCGUUGAAGAGGAGAUCCUGCGUAAACUCGAUAAAGUGGAUGGGGAUACGCUUGAGAAACUCUCUGACGCGACAUUUGAGUUUGCGACUGAGGCGAAUGACCAGCUGAUCGCCGCUAGGAGUCUCCUCAAAGACGGAAUAAGGAAGCAGCUGAUGCCUGUAUUCCUGAGUGCUGUCCCGCCUCAGGCAUACUUGAAUAGAUUGGAAAAGUACAACUUCAACCCAUUCGACGUGAAUCUACAGCAAAGGUAUUGGAAGCUGCCCUGGGAGGUAUACAAGUCGUUCAAAACGCAGAAGUUUUGAUUUGAGGAUGUGUUAUUUAUAUAAUAGAGACUAAUUUAUGCAUAACGAAGUUAUAUU